GCACAAGUAUGCUAAUUGUUUAUUGAAGCUGCCAAUAGAUCAAGAUUAUGAACUCAUUCUUUCUGUCAAAAUAUGGAUGCUUUAUAAGAAAUUACUCCCUACAAAGGAAUAUAAAGAAAAAAGAGACAAAUUAGUUAAGGAAAUUGAAGGAAUUUUAAGCAAAGAAUGGCCUGAUCACAAAAUAAAUAUUUAUUUAUUUGG
This is a messenger RNA of Racocetra persica, 201 nucleotides long. The record is from the annotation of a GenBank genome assembly. NCBI's taxonomy places the organism in Eukaryota, Fungi, Glomeromycota, Glomeromycetes, Diversisporales, Gigasporaceae.